Messenger RNA from Polypterus senegalus (gray bichir), 2575 nucleotides. RefSeq names its product dynein axonemal intermediate chain 4 (gene dnai4). The transcript is spliced from 17 exons. Bases 151 to 2478 code for a protein of 775 amino acids. Gene Ontology annotation, molecular function: dynein light chain binding; dynein heavy chain binding. Gene Ontology annotation, cellular component: axonemal dynein complex. Lineage: Eukaryota; Metazoa; Chordata; Cladistia; Polypteriformes; Polypteridae. The record is from RefSeq and is a predicted model, not a curated record. Gene Ontology annotation, biological process: cilium movement.
GCGCUGAAAAUACUUCCAAGAAAAUAAACAGUCUGGGCGGAAAAUUAAGAAGCAAAAUUAAGAAUAACAUCAGCCGCACCCCGCAACUUCUAAUUGUGUUACGUCUCAAACUAUUUCAACACUUCUUCAAGGCUCUCCGUAAAUCCUAAAAUGCCGAGCAUCUAUCAGUCAGGAGCGCCCGUAAAACACAACCAAAGCAUCAUGAACAGGAGCGUAACGGGCUCAUCCAGUCGGCGGAGUGUUGUUUUGCAAACCGACAGCAAACUUUUGGAUAAAGGGUCGCUUCAAACCGGCAAACAACCUAUUCAGGUGUUGGAUGAACAAGGAAAUGAUGUUACCCCCCUUCCAUUAUUUCAUCCUGACCCCAAUGCUCCACCACCCAAACAGAGUAACUUCUUUGCUUCUCAGGAUGCCUCCAUGAUUACUGCCCCAGACUUUCUGUCUACGAUUUCAAUGUACCAAACUGGAAUGAAUACAAGCUUUGCAGGACCAUUUACAAGGUCUAUUAUUGGAAGCAGUACCGUUUCUAAAUCAAGCCGAUCCACAGUGGAAUCAAUGAAUGAGGAAAUUGAAGAACCAGGAACAAAACGUGUUAUUUCCCUAAGUCUUUCAGAUGUUCAAAUCAGACGAGAAGAAGUAAAAGACAUCGUUACAGAGGACAUGCUGGACAAGACUGUUGAUGUUUAUUUAACUGAAACUGAAACUCUCUGGAUCUUAGACAUGCCAGCUACCAUGAUAUCCACUGACGCAGAGGAAGCUGAAACCGUUAAGCUCAGAACACAAGCCUAUGUUGAGCUAUGUAAAAACAGACUAGGAAAUGACCUGUAUGUGGACCGGAUGAUGCAGACUUUAAACGAUGCCCCGAAAUGCAAAGAAGUCCAGUGUGACAAAAUCAUCCGAGCAGAGGCAGCUACGAUGGCAACAAUUUGGGACAUGUAUGAUACGUUCCUUGCAGAAGAAGCGAGUAAAGAAGAUAACAAAACUACUAAAAUUACUCAACCAUCCAGAAUUUUAAGCAGACCUGAGGAAAGCAAAGGGACUGAUGCAAUGUCAAUAAUAAGUUCUGCCAGUAUAUCCAGUCUUUCCAGUUUAGGAGUAGAUGCUGAAAGUAUUAUCUCAGGGUUAACUAAAGAAGAACCGUCCGAUCCAGAGCUAAUCCUAAAAUCUGAAAGCUUUCAGCAGAAUUUGUGUGUUAUGGAGAGGAUUAUAAUGGAGAACAUUUUCCAGCCCAAACUUGCAGACUAUCGACAGCUCCAUAUCUUUAAAGAUCCAGACUGUAAACCCCCAGAGGAAGAUGGAAUUGAAGAAGAACCUACGGAAGUGACAACAACAACAACGCCAACUUUAGAUCGUCUGUGGUCAUUUUCAUGUGAGGUAACCAAGGGUCACAAUGUAAGCAGCAUGGCCUGGAAUAAAAUAAACAAGGAUCUCCUUGCUGUUGGUUAUGGAGAAUUUGAUUUUAGGGAUCAGAAAGGCGGACUUGUCUGUUGCUGGUCCCUGAAAAAUCCCAUGUGGCCAGAGCGUGUCUAUCAUUGUGAGAGUGGUGUGACAUCUUUGGACUUCUCUAUUGGAAAUCCUAACCUGCUGGCUGUCGGGAUGCACAACGGGGAGAUAGUCAUCUUCAAUGUGCAGAGGCAAGAAGACACUCCGCUCAUUGAUAGCAGCAACUGUUUCAAUAAGCACACCGGUCCAGUGUGGCAACUCCAAUGGAUUGAACAGGAGAGAGGAGCAUCUGGGGACGACAAGGGGGAUUCACUGAUUUCAGUAUCUGCAGAUGGUAAAAUUGCCAAAUGGUAUCUGAGAAAAGGCCUUGAUUGUACUGAUCUGAUGAAGCUAAAGCGUACCAGAGGUGACAAAUCAAAGAAACCCACAGGAGAAAAAGAUAGAAAGAUUGAAGCCCUCAUCUCAAGACAGGCACCUGGAAUGUGCUUUGACUUCCAUCCAAAGGAUGCUAAUAUUUACCUGGUUGGAACUGAAGAGGGGCACAUACAUAAGUGUUCGUGCUCAUACAAUGAACAGUUUCUGGACACCUACAAGGCACACAGAAGCCCGGUUUACAAAAUAGCUUGGUCUCCAUUUUCUCCUGACGUGUUUCUGAGUUGCUCUGCCGACUGGACCAUCCGACUGUGGCAGCAAGAUCUCUUAAAGCCGGUUCUCAACUUUAGUUCUGUAAACAGAGCUAUUUAUGAAAUCAUGUGGUCCCCUAAAUCACCCAUGAUAUUUGGAGCAGUGAAUGAAGAGAGAGUGGAGAUUUGGGACCUGGAUAACAGCAUACUGGACCCAACGAUUGUGAGUUCUGCCAGCCCUGGGGUCACACUGACAACAAUACUUUUUGCUGAAAGUACUGACUGCGUCCUAAUUGGUGACAGUGAUGGACAAGUCACUGUCUAUAAAAUGAAAAACCUGACAUCUGGAAAAACUACACAGGCAAAUGCAUUAGACGACCUAAUUGGAUCCACCCUGGCCAGUCAGUUAUGAUUGCUGUCUACACAUUCAGACACAAAUUAUCUGUAUAUGGUCUAAUUUAUUGCUAAUGAAGUUACUGUAAUAUAUAUUUUACAAUAAAGUUAUUACA